AUAUUCUAGAUCCUCACAUUUCUAAAAGGCCCGUAACUUCUUGUUAAAAACAGCUAAACAAAAAAACGUGCGCCCAUGGAAGUUAUGUUCAUACUGACUGUAUGCCGUUUUCUAUCUUCUUUCUUUCUUUCUUUCUCUCUCUCCUCUGCCUUUCAUCCACGUCAGGCUCUAGGGGUAGAAGAUGAGGGAAGUGAAGGAGUCUCUGACGAAGAAGGCGAGUCCGACUCGAAGACGAAUCGAAUCGCCUCCGGUUUAAAGAUGAUUCGCUUUAAAGCCGGCGUGGUUGGGUCAGAGUUCCCGUCGACGUCAAUCAUCUCUACAUCACCUUGAUCAUCCGUCGUUGUAUGAUUCUCUAAAAUUCUGCGUGUUAUUG
Molecule: messenger RNA, 373 nt
Organism: Xylaria bambusicola
Lineage: Eukaryota; Fungi; Ascomycota; Sordariomycetes; Xylariales; Xylariaceae
Exons: 1
Coding region: 76-330 (84 amino acids)
Source: RefSeq, a predicted model, not a curated record